CUAUUACUUGUAACAUGUAAACUGGUGUGAUGUAAAACCUGUGGGACUGGUAACCACUACGUAAGGAGCUUAUUGCUGUAAUUCCGAUUAUUGUGACUGAAGUAAAGGUAGUGGACAAAUAAAUGGAAACACCUAUCUAAAGUCAGUUAGCAAGGCUUUGAGAAGUCUCUAGGUACUGGGGAAUAGAGCCAGCCUGGAAUUCUGCAAGAUGAGGUGAUGCCUGAUGGAGAUGCAAAAUGUCUCAGUCAUCAUUCCAGAAUAUUCCAUAAAUGCCUACAUAAAUGCUCACUUGGGUUCAGACCUGGUGACUGAGAAGGCCUUGAUAUAUUGAUAACAUUAGUGUCACAUGGUUGUGAUGACACAUACUCUUUGAAUGAGGGUAGUGUCAUCUUGGAGGACAUCCCUCCCAACAGGAAAGAAAUGCUGCAAUAUGGAGUGCAGAUGGUCGUUCAUCACCACUUAGUAGUCAUUUGCAUUGGUACUGCCUUCCAAGGAAAUGAGUGCAUGCAAAUCAUGCCAGGAAAAUGUACCCCAUAACAUUAAAGAACCACCCGGACCCUUGACUGUUGGGAGUUCAGGUCUUUAGAGUUCUUUAGGUUUUUAGCACAUGUGGAUUUACCCAUUUGUUGAGAACAUAGUUACUUUAUUGUCCACUACUGUGUACAUUUGUCUUUGGCUUCUCCCAUAAAAGAACAAAAUACACAAGCAAAACAUAAAGGUCACAUAAAAUCACAUGAAGUACAUGAAAGUACAUGGUGAAGAAUGAUUCACCUGAUCCUAUCACGUUACGCAACUGCUUUUUGCACUGCUGCCUAGCUAUAGUAUCUGACUAUGUAGAGUACUUGGUGGAACCUUUUUGAUUGAACUGGGUGCUUGUGCCCCAGUUUAAAAUGUGUAAUCAGUUAAUCCGAAGGUGCUCACCUGUUUUCCUUGAACUUCAGAUGUAUGCACAUUUAUCAUGAUUCUUUAAUGCGCACCUCCCUCCUAUCCCUCCUAUCCCCUUCCAUGCUGACAUCCCCUGUGUUUUGUUUAGAUCUUGUGAAAAAUCAACAAUCUGUGUUAUGUUGCUGAAGCUCUUUACAAACUGCCCCAAUAAUCACCCCUCUUUCAGAGUCACUGAGGUCUCCUCUUGCAAUCAUGCUGCCCAUAAUGAUAAUUUGAUAUUGGCUUUCUGCCUGUCGAUGGUGGUGGGCCUGCUGAUCGGCUCUUUGGUGUGGGUCCUCCUGACAUGGAUGUCCAGGCGCAGGGCCUCAGCCAGCAUCUCCACACGAAACCCACGGCAGUCCCGCGCUCCCUCGCACAGCCGCUCCGGCUUCUACCGCAACAGCAGCUACGACCGGCGCAGCAACAACAGCCUCGCCAGCGCGGCCUUCACCUUUCACCGGCAGGCCUCACUGGAGCAGCCCGACCCCCUGGGGCGCAAACCCAGCUUCCGGGCCUCCACUUUCCACCCGCUGUUGCAGUGCAGCCAAAUCGCGCGUGAGGCCGAAGAGGGCAGUCAGACCACGCUACCGCGAAGCACGGCGGGCUCUGGCUCCGGCUCAAAUGUUGCUACCCCGGCCCGGCCAGACUCCUUCUGGUGCAGCAGCAGUCUGCGCGGGUUUCACGCCACUCAGACCCCCCCGCCGGCUUACGAGAGUGUGAUACGGGCCUUCCAAGAGACUUGCACUUGAGACGCUGUGGCAAACAGAGCCGUGACUAUGGUUUUCCACUUGGAUACAGCUGCUUAAAAACAGCAAUCCAUCAGUCUAAAAAUUGGGGCUUGUAAGGAAAAAGUCAAUAACUGCUGGACACUUUGAUUGGUUCAAGGGUUUUUGUUUUGAUUACGGGAUAUGAUUUGAGUAUUGUGUGUGCAUGUUUUGUCUGAGGUGGUUCUAGUCUCGUGACGACAUCUUAUUUUCUUCGACAAGCUGUAACAGACCUGACUCUGGUCCACUUCCUUCUGUUAAUGCCCUUCAGAGUCAGAAUGUGCUCAACAUCCCCGAAUUGAGAUACUAUAACAGGCAGCACAAUGCUGUUUGGUUUUUUGUGGGUUCAGAAAUAUCAAUCUGACAAAAAAAAAAAAAUCUGGAACACCACUUUCCCAAUAUUGCUAGGUUUCAAUAGGUAAUGUCACGUUUCACAAAAACAAAGGUCCUACUGCCAAUCAAUGUUGGCCCUACAUCUGAAAAACCCUUUUAACCUAGACAUAACACACAUAACAUAUCUGGAUUCCAGCCAGACCAUUAAUAACUUUAAAAUCAGCACUCUUUGAGAAAGCUAAGAAUUAGUUCAUAAUCUGUAGAAAUUUCAGAAUGUUCCAUUUCCAGUGGAAAAACACAGAAAGUGUGCAUCUGAGCUUAAAGGGAAAAAAAUGGCAGUGUUCAGCUGUUUCAAUAUAUUAAUAUUUUAUUUUUAUUUUAAAUGUAUGGGAUAUCAGUGAUGAAAGAAAAACAGGUUAUCUCUAGAAUUAAAGUGUUUUGAUUGGUUUCCAUCCAACAGAAGUGCAGACUUUAUUUAACUUAAUUCAACCUGUCACAUUGACUGAAAGUAUUCAAUUACAUCGGAAAGUAUGUCCUAGAUCUUAUUGUACAGGAACACAUUGUUAAAGGUCAAGUGCUAUGUACUUGGGGUGUGUCUUUUGGAGGAGAUAAAUAUGUGGGUUUAUUAUUGAAAGUAUUUAGGUCUUUGUAAUAUUUUUGUAAUAAAAAGCUGAUGACUCUUUGCA
Molecule: messenger RNA, 2707 nt
Organism: Lepisosteus oculatus (spotted gar)
Lineage: Eukaryota; Metazoa; Chordata; Actinopteri; Semionotiformes; Lepisosteidae
Gene: myct1a
Product: myc target 1a
Cellular component (GO): nucleoplasm
Source: RefSeq, a predicted model, not a curated record